Molecule: messenger RNA, 3178 nt
Organism: Drosophila kikkawai
Lineage: Eukaryota; Metazoa; Arthropoda; Insecta; Diptera; Drosophilidae
Product: integrin alpha-PS3-like
Biological process (GO): cell-matrix adhesion; integrin-mediated signaling pathway; cell-cell adhesion
Cellular component (GO): external side of plasma membrane; integrin complex
Molecular function (GO): integrin binding
Source: RefSeq, a predicted model, not a curated record
AUGAAUGCUUUCAAUUUUUCACCUUAUCCAAGUCUGGUUUUAAAUUUUCCAAAGAAUUCGCACUCCGAUUUGGGACAAACGCGCAGCUCCUAUUUUGGAUACACUCUAGUCAUCCGACCCUCCAGCAUCAUCGUAGGGGCUCCCCGCUCCAAUUCCACCGCAAUGUCGCUAAGAGGUGUCAAAGAGCCGGGAGCGAUCUAUAGGUGCUCUUUAGAAAAGGAUAAAUGUAGUCCGUAUAUGCUAAAUAGUCCUGUGCGAUCCUCGCCGAAAACUAAUAAUAUACAAGACCACAACGAUUUCCAGUGGCUGGGCGGAUCAAUGGAUGGCGGCACCCUGGACACGGAUAUGCUGAUAGCGUGCGCUCCCCGUUUCUACCGUGAAAUCAUAAAUGAAUACUAUAUGACUGGAGCCUGCUAUCCAUUAAAGGACACGGUUGAUAAAAAACCAAAACCUGUUACACCCAUCUUCGGAGACCGCGGUAAGCCCGGAACGUAUGAAGCCGUGGGAGAAAUGGGACUAAGUGCUCAUGUGGUGGACGAUAACACAAAUUUCCUUAUUGGAGCACCUAUCCAGAAAAACGGCACAGGAGUUAUCUUUGUUUACAAAUCGGGCAGAACAGACAACGUAGAUGAAAUAGGACAAACUACACAGCGCAAUGACUCUUACUUUGGCUAUGCAGUGAGCUCCGGCCACUUUGACAGCUCUAAGAUGCUCCGCCUGCUCUAUGUGAUUACUGCCCCUCAAGCGAACGAGGCAUCCGGCGAGGCCUAUAUCAUUAGCCCAGAGUUGCAUAUAUUACAUAUAUUCCAAGGAGAACAGAUCGGGGAGUACUUUGGCUAUUCAGUGUUGGCAGAGGAUCUGAAUGGGGACAAGCUAACGGACUUGAUUGUCUCGGCACCCAUGCACGCCAGGAAGGAUUCCGCCGACAAUGGCGCCAUAUACGUGUUCAUCAACAAGGGCUCUUUCGAGUUUAAGAAGAAAAUUGUGAGAUCACCAUUGGCCAACAGCGCUCGGUUCGGCACAACUCUUUCUCGCCUCGGAGAUAUCAAUCAUGAUGGAUUCAACGACGUCGCAGUGGGAGCUCCAUUUGCCGGAAAUGGUUCGGUGUUCAUUUACCUGGGCAGCGAGCAUGGAUUGCGGGAUGUGCCGAGCCAGCAACUUGACUCUCCUGCUCAGCACCCGUCCAAAUACGGAGCUCACAUGUUCGGACACGGUCUCUCCCGGGGCUCCGAUAUUGAUGGUAACGGAUUCAGUGAUUUGGCCGUCGGAGCGCCUAACGCCGAGGCUGUGUUCCUUUACCGAACCUAUCCGGUGGUCAAAUUAUAUGGCACCAUAAGAUCGAAGGAACGACAGAUCAGGCCGCAGCAGAAAACACUGAAUAUCACGGCUUGCUACCGACUAAGUACAUCAGCCAAGAAAUGGGAGGCGCAGGAGCAGGAUCUGGCCAUUCGGAUUGUCGCAGAUCCGCACCUAAAGAGGAUUACCUUCGUUCAAACGCAGACACAUGAACUGAACUAUAUAGCGAAGGUGAGGCAGAAAUGGCAGUGUCGCGAACUAGAGCUGCAGGUGUCCUUUGAUCAGAGGGACGUAUACAAGCCCAUCGAUGUGCAUAUGCACUAUGAGAUUGUCCAAGAUAAGCAUGUCGAUGAGACAAGUGAGUUCUGUGAGAAAUGCGUUGCUGUUGAUCCAACGGACCCGAACACUUUCACUGAGAGGAUCGUGUUUAAUGCAGGAUGCUCCUCUGCCAUUUGUAUCGCUGAUCUGCAGCUUAACAGCUCGGAUGUGGGCUCUACCUUCACUUUGGGCAGUAAUGACAUUCUUCGACUUACCUACACAAUCACCAACGCCGGAGAGACCGCCUACCUGCCCCAAUUCAAAGUGAACAGCACCUCCCGCCUGACUUUCGCCCAAGUUCCGGGCGACUGCCAGGUCAGUGAAGCCGUCAUGAUGUGCAACCUUAACGGAGGACAGGCGCUGGGCACAGGUGAGACCGAUUCCGUAACCGUCAGCUUCGAUGUUAGCCAGCUUAGUGGUGAAUCGCUGGUGGUCACUGCCGAAGUAUUUAGCACGGGAAAUGAGAAAAACAUCACGGAUAACAAGCACGUCAACGAGAUCAGUCUGAGGGAGUUCACCGAAAUUGAUAUCAUGGGCAAGCAAACAAGUUCCCAAAUAUAUCUGGGAAACCAUGGAGAAUCCUUGGAAGUCAAAAAUAAUUUCGAGAUCAAGAGCAACGGACCCAGUGCUGUCAAGGAGUUGACGGUAACCUUGCAGAUUCCCAUUGCCUAUAGGUUAAAUGGAUCUACGGCCACGAUACCCAUAAUCAACAGAACCAGCGUAAAGGUGCUGGCCACCUACGAGUCCCAGCCGUUGGUUAUCGAGCUGUUGAGCAAUGAGACGGUAGAGGCUUCAAUUGAGGACAGGAAUUCAGAAAUCCAACGAAUUCAAGGCCUUCGUGAUCUUGAAAUUCCGGGCAACACCUCUUAUGAUCUUAUAAGUGGGAACCUAAGGGGUCAACUGCCGCUGAAUCGCACCAUUGUCUCCGCCUGUCAGGACUCCGAAAACACGAUAUGCAUUCGGGCAUCUGUGCAUGGGGUGCGUCUUAGGCCAGGGAACUCUGUUUACCUGAACGUGAGCUACCACGUGAAUCUGGGCGAAGUGAAUGCCAUUUUGCUGAAUCCCUGGCAGUACUUUGUCAUCCUUACCGAUGUGGACCUGGCGAAAAAGGACGAUCCCUCUUCCAGUUCUAUGGCAAUUAGUAAAAGAAUAGAGCCCAAUGUUAUAACCAAGCACUUAAAGGCAAAUAUUUCCAUUGCGGCUUUACUUCCGUCCGCCGCUGUGGGUUUGAUUAUUUUCUUAGUUAUUAACUAUGCGAUGUACAAGUUCGGCUUCUUCCGUCGCCCCAAGAGGGAAGAGAUGCUCAGAGUGAAACAUCAGAGUAGCUCAGUAGAAGAGACUGAGUUAAAUGAGGAAAAUUCGUUGUAAACUCGAAUUAAUUACUUUGUUUAUAUACCUUAAAUGUCUAAAGCGACGGCAGUAGUAACAAAUGUCUCCAAUAUAAGUUAAUGUCUGCAGAAACACAUUACCUCAAAAAACGAACUUAAAAUAUGCAAUACCAUUAUAAUAAUCUCUGUUAAUAUAAGAUCAACAUGCAAAUACCAUUUCGUGCUUCACCCAAGCA